This is a messenger RNA of Ceratina calcarata, 1247 nucleotides long. RefSeq lists its product as uncharacterized. Bases 401 to 1054 code for a protein of 217 amino acids. The transcript is spliced from 5 exons. NCBI's taxonomy places the organism in Eukaryota, Metazoa, Arthropoda, Insecta, Hymenoptera, Apidae. The record is from RefSeq and is a predicted model, not a curated record.
CUCCUUGGUGUAUCUUUUUUUUAAAUGUAAAACGAAGGACGGCGGAAGCCUACGCGGGUUCCCGAGACAAUUCUCCUCUUCUCGGUUAUGCAAUCUUUCGUUUCAUCGACAAGUGGCUUCUGUUCGUGCAUAAAACAAUUGUACUGACGAACAUCUGUACUCUUUCUCUACUGAAAUUCUUGCGUUGGCACGGGUCGGAAUUCGUGACGGUUCUAUGAGGUCGUGCGUUCGGUGACGAGGAAUAUUUUGCUAGUUUCAAUCGAACUAAUUUCUUGACGCGUUCGAAUCGCGGCGUUUCUUCUACGUUUCUAUUAUGAAUUAGUUUCGUUCGAACAUUCGUUCUCGCAGUGAAAAUUAUGCGUUUGUGAACUACAAAGAUAACUUCGUAGCUAUUCACAAAAUGGACACGCGACAGAUGAAUGCGAUCUGUUUUAUAUGUUUUUGUUUAUCGCUGUUGAAAAAUGAAGUUAGUGGAGGUAUCGUUACGGUAACGGAAGUUCCAGCUGGACAUUUAGCUGAGCUUCCUUGCCUGAGCAGCGACGAUCAUCACCGAUUCAUGUUCUGGCAGCUCACGGACGAUAAUCGCAUCAUCGGACCUGGAAAUGCGAUGGAUGAGAACAAAUACAAUUACGAGGUGUUAACGGGAAAACUAUUUAUCCGGGGUGUGUCGUCGGCCGAGUCUGGUUUCUACAAGUGCAUUUCGAAAGGUAUAUACGAUACUUCUGCUAUCAAUAUUCACGUCGUCGAGUUGAUAGUAAAGAAAGAUUGGGAAGACGUCUGGGAAAAUGAUUUCGAGACAAACUUGUUACGAGGAAUGGCCGCCGUUAUGGUGAUCUUCGUCGCCGUGGCCAUCAUUCUUUUUAUCGUGAUAACGAAAAGGGCUAAGAACCGCAGAUUUUUCGAUUUGGAAGAGUCGAGGGAAAAUACUCCCACGAGGUAUACGCCGAACGUGCACGCGGGUCCAGCAGUGUCGACGAUCGAAGAAGAAGGUGGUAUCGACAACGCGGCUUUGGACAUCGAUUUCCCAAGAGUGUUCAAGCAGAUGCAGAAGUGACAUACAAAUUUCUGAAUCAAAUUUAUUUGAAUUUCGUUCACGAGUUCAGAGUCGUACACAUUUAGAUUACAAAUAUAUUUAUAUAUAUAAGGGGUAUCGUGAUCUUAUAUGUAAAUAAGAAAAUAGCCUGGGCCUACAUAAUUUUGAAAGAAAAAUUCGUAAGGCAACGAUGAAAUCUUUACCGUCGUUUGCA